Capsicum annuum is the source of this 682-nucleotide messenger RNA. Its product is annotated as plant UBX domain-containing protein 8-like. The record is from RefSeq and is a predicted model, not a curated record. The annotation marks the transcript as partial. NCBI's taxonomy places the organism in Eukaryota, Viridiplantae, Streptophyta, Magnoliopsida, Solanales, Solanaceae. The transcript has 3 exons.
UUAUUAUUAUCUUAUAUGCUGUGUUGAUAGGAGCAUGGUGGGAAUUUGAAUGAAGCUGUGGAUGCACAUUUCAAUCAGGGAGACAUCAAUAGAGUAAAUGCAGCACCUGUUGCUGCUGCUCCACAUGAGGAUGAUAUGGAAAUAGAUGAUCCCAUUACAGAGGAGUUUCACAGGCCUCCCUUUUCAGUUUUUCCCUCUUCUAGAAUUCCAAAUGCUUUCUCCCUUCUUGAUCCUAGUUUCCCUAGAAGUGUGUUCGACACCGAUCUUACAAGCCGUGCUCCAUUUGUUUCACAUCCAAGACAAGUAAGAGAGAUACCUAUUGAGGUGAAGGAUGGGGAUGGACAAUCUGGUCAUUCUAGAAAUGCUCCUGUUAUUGAGGAUGUUACAGACACUGACCAGACCCAUGGCCCAGAAACUCGUGGGACUGUCAUAAUUGAUGAGGAUGAUGACGAAAUAGUUCCAGAUCCUCUGGCAACACAUGCUGCCAGGCGUGAUAGAACAAGUGAUGAUGUCUUUGACGGGGACUCCACAGCAGUGUUCUCUGGACCAAGUGCUCCUGCUGCUGAUGUCUUGCCAGACUAUGCCAAUGAUAUUGAGGAGGAAAUGGUUCGCGCUGCAAUUGAAGCUUCCAAACGUGAUGCUGAAAUGUCGACUCAACAAUUCGAUGUCAACAGUGAGCUAA